Empidonax traillii (willow flycatcher) is the source of this 1263-nucleotide messenger RNA. RefSeq names its product peptidyl-prolyl cis-trans isomerase FKBP8-like. Gene Ontology annotation, molecular function: peptidyl-prolyl cis-trans isomerase activity; protein binding. The transcript is spliced from 8 exons. The coding region runs from base 59 to 1159 and encodes 366 amino acids. NCBI's taxonomy places the organism in Eukaryota, Metazoa, Chordata, Aves, Passeriformes, Tyrannidae. The record is from RefSeq and is a predicted model, not a curated record.
GGCGCCCGGACCGAGGCCGGUUGGUAGCGGCGUGCGGCGAGGCAGGCCAGGGGCUGGCAUGCCGGGUCCCUCGCCCGGCGGCUCCCCGGAGAGGGAGACAGGAGCAGGCGGGCGGCCGCGGGGGCCCGGCAGGGACCGGCGGGUGCGGUUCCGGUUGCCCCACACGGCUAUCGCGCUGCCGACGGUGCGCGAGGAGGAGCGGCUCUUCUACCUGCGUCUGGAGGCACUGGUGGUGCCGGGGCCCGGCGGCUUCGGGCCACUCUUCGCCGCCGACGGCUGGAGCGACCUGACGGAGGACCGGCUGCUCCGGAAGCGCGUGGUGCGGGCCGGGCCGGGCGGGCCACAGCCGCGGCCGGGGCAGGAGGUGUCAGUGAAGGUCCUGGGCGCCCUGGAGGACGGCGGGCUAGUGGAGCGGGACCCGCGGCUCACCUUCGUGCCUGGCCACGGGGACGUCGUGCAGGCGCUGGAGCUGGGCGUCCCAACCAUGCAGCCCGGGGAGAUCUCCUUCUUCCUCGCCGCCUGCCCCUACGCUUAUGGCCGCCCGGGCAGAGAGCCCGACGUGCCGCCCGAGGCGCCGCUGCUGUUCGAGGUGACGCUGCUGGAGGUGCGGGACGGCCCUGACCCGCAGCCGCUGCCGCCCGCCGCCCGCCUGUGCCUGGGUUCGCAGCGCCGGGAGCGGGGCAACUUCCACUUCGCGCGGGGCGACUUCGCGGCGGCGCUGCGCUCGUACCGGCUGGCCCUGCACGCCCUGGAUGGCCCCGUUACCGCGCCUCCCGGGCCCGAGGAGGAAGAGGAGCUCCAGGAGCAGCGCGUGAAGUGCCUCAACAACUGCGCGGCCGCCGAGCUGAAAGUGGGGCGGGCGGAGGAGGCGCUGGCAGCCUGCGAGGCAGCCCUGCGGAUCAACCCCGACAACGGCCGGGCGCUGCUCCGGCGGGGGCAGCUGCUGGCGGAGCAGGGCCGGGAUGCGGAGGCCGUGCUCGUCCUGAGGAGGGCCCUGGAGCUCGAUCCGGCCAGCAAGGUGAUCCACGCCGAGCUCUCACGGCUAUCGAAGCGUCAGAACCCCCCAUCUCGCACCGCCUCGCAGGAGCCCCGCCACCACCCGAUGCUGCCGCCGAGCCCCGGAUCUCCUGCACCACCCACGGCAGAAGAAGCGGUCUGAGCGGCCCCGCAGCGCACCGGAGCCCGACCGAAGAGAGAGGAACGCUCCCGCACCGUCCUCCCCGCAUUGCCCCGCACUCCCCGGGGUGGAGAAGAGCGUUGCGG